This is a messenger RNA of Ascochyta rabiei, 1950 nucleotides long. RefSeq names its product Protein-tyrosine-phosphatase. The transcript has a single exon. The coding region runs from base 1 to 1950 and encodes 649 amino acids. Gene Ontology annotation, biological process: protein dephosphorylation. NCBI's taxonomy places the organism in Eukaryota, Fungi, Ascomycota, Dothideomycetes, Pleosporales, Didymellaceae. The record is from RefSeq and is a predicted model, not a curated record. Gene Ontology annotation, molecular function: protein tyrosine phosphatase activity.
AUGGCGGGACCUGCUUCCUGCACGGCUGGAGGAAAAAAGCUGGGUGGCAGAUCAUUGCCGUGCUGGGACUGCGCUGGACGUCUGGCACGCUCCCAUCGUCACCUUCACCGUCACCGUCACCUUUACCGUCACCUUCACCGUCACCUUUACCUUCACCGUCGCCAUCACCAUCGUGCCGUACUAUCCAUCCAUAGCGUCUUGAUCUUCGAGACAUACACCGGUUGUGCUACCACGCCACCACGCCACCACGCCUGCACACCGCCUGCACACCGACUACCCACCGACUACCCACCGACUACCCACUCGCUGUCGCCAACCGUCCGCCGACCGCCUCGAGUCACGAGCCACGUCGCAGAGCCUCAGGCCGUCUCGCGCCACUGCCUGCGUGCCGCCCGCUGCCCGCCGCCCGUCACGAUUGCGUCUCCGAACCUCGUGGGUCCUCCACCACCGGGACUACAAGUGCGCCUGGAGACGGACAGGAGCGCCUUCACGCUGCAUAAACUCCGCGCCCUCCGCCGCAAGGCCAGGCUCAAGGGCGGCCAUCUCAGCACCGACCCAGCUGCCACGGGCACCAUGUCGGCCCCCAGCUCCGUGCCCGUCUCGCCUGCGUCGUCGAAGCGCUCGCGCAGCAAGGACAGCACGCGCUCAGCCACCCACGCCUUCCUCCACACCCCCGCCGAGAGCACCACCAGCACCAGCACCAGCACCAGCACCACCACAACCACCGCCGCCCUCCACACCCCGGCCAUGAGCACGCACAGCCUGCUGCCGCCCUUGAGCGUCGCCCCCUCGUCCAACGGCGACCACCCGCCCGACAACACCCCGUACCCCGCCUUCCUCGGGCCACGGGGAGCAGCGCGCCUCGACAGCAAGUGGAACGACCUGGAGUGGGCCCAGAUGAACCGCCUGCGCGAAGCCGUGCCCGCCACCGACGCCGAACAGCCGUCCCCCUGGGCCCGCUGCUGCGCCGACGCCUACGCCCCUCGAAACCGAUACGUCAACGUCGACCCGUACCAGGCGAACAGAGUCCACUUGCGCGUGCCCGAGGGUGUCUUCGACUACAUCAAUGCCUCGCCCAUCACGCUGCACGCGACCAAGUCCAAGACUGCGCUGCGCUACAUCGCAACACAAGGCCCCAAGGCCGACACCUGCUCGCACUUCUGGCGCAUGCUAUGGGCCGAGAACGAGUCGCCCGCCGUCAUUGUCAUGGUCACCCGAACCCACGAACAAGCACGCGAAAAGUGCUACCCGUACUACCCGUCCUCCCUCUCCGAGCCCGACCUGCGCAUCAACGAACACGACGAGUUUGGCGACGGCUUCGUCCACAAUCUGCACCUGGCAGCUCUCUCGCACGACGACGCAUCGAGGACGGAAAUCAGGGAAAUCGACAUGACGACAGAAGACGGGAGCGAGUCGCGCAAGGUCUGGCACCUCUUGUUUGAGGGCUGGCCAGACUUCUCCGUCCCCGAAGGCGCGGACAAGGCAGCGCUGCUCAAGAUGGUCGACCUCUCCCGCCAGAAGAACAGCAACAACUCGACCAAUCCCCGCAUCGUGCACUGCAGCGCAGGCAUCGGCCGCAGCGGUACCUUCAUCGCGCUCGACUGGCUCAUCCAAGAGCUGGAAGAAGGCUCGUUGGACAGCCCAGCCGACGACCAAGACCCCAUUCUCCGCGUCGUGGAGACGUUGAGAGACCAGCGUCCCAUGAUGGUCCAGUCCAAGCAGCAGUUUGUCUUCAUAUACGACACGCUCCGCGAACGCUGGCGUGAGCGCUGGAUCAGCCUCCACCCGGACGAGGCGAGUCGAUUGGGCAUCUCGCCUGCACCGUCCGACGACGAGCCGGCGCUUAAGCGGCAAAAGUCGAAUGCAGAGGGCGACACAGAGGGUGCCUUUGUGAGUGAAGAGGAGCGCGCAAAGCUCGAAGCUGAACUCAUGGCUGCCGAUUACGAAUGA